AGAAAGCCAGAAGGAAGAGAGAUAAAGGGGGAAAAAUAAACAACGGGGGAAUAUCAGCCUGACAGAGGGAGGCGUCUUCAUCUGAAGCCUUCAUGAGGACAGACGGAGGGAGACAAAAGAAGAUGGAGAUAUGAUAAGUUGUGAGCUCCUGAUGUGACGGGAGGACAGGGGUGGAUGGCAGCUGGAUAUGAGAAAAACACGUAAAUAAAGUAUCCUCUGAGGAAAAGGAGAAGGGGAGAAGAUGAAGCUGAAUGAACGCAGCGUGGCGCACUAUGCCACCUGUGACUCACCGCCAGACAAGACAGGCUUCCUGUUCAAAAAGGGUGAGCGCAACACAGCUUAUCACCGGCGCUGGUUUGUCCUGAAGGGUAACAUGCUCUUCUACUUUGAGGAGCGCGAAAGCCGAGAGCCUAUCGGUGUCAUUGUCCUUGAGGGAUGCACUGUGGAGCUGUGCGAGUCAGCUGAGGAGUUCGCCUUCGCGAUCAAAUUUGACUGUGCCAAAGCACGGGUGUACAAGAUGGCUGCUGAAAGCCAGGCAGCCAUGGAGUCAUGGGUGAAAGCGCUGUCCCGGGCCAGCUUCGACUACAUGAGGCUGGUGGUGAAGGAGCUGGAGAGGCAGCUGGAGGAGAUCCAGGAGGUUGCAGGAGGUGGCUCUGUCGGGUCUGGAGUUGUAGGCUUGCAGGGCAAGCCUAAGUCCUCCAGGCGAAACCAGGUGGCACGGUCCAGGUCUGGAGCAUGCUCUUCUUCAUCAUCGUUAUCUUCCUUAUCAUCAUCAUCAUCAAGUGCCGCUCCGAUGUCAGGCCCCUUCUCUGCUCAAAAGGGCAUCCAGGAUGAGGUGCAGCUCAUCUCUGGGUGUUCCAAAGAGAAUGGAGUUGCGUGGAGUAAACCACCAGUUGCCUUGGCUAACGGUUUUGUUGAGGGAGGGUCUUCCUGCGUGGCCUGGGAAGGCUAUGGAGACUCUGGGAAUGGCAGUGUGAUUGGUUAUGGGGCUGAUGGGGUGAGGGCUCCACCGGUGCCACCCAGAAGAAGGGGAGCAUCUCUGGAAAGCCCGGUCUCCCCUGGCACUGGCUGCUUCUCCAAACUCCAUGACUGGUACGGCAAAGAGGUGGAGGAACUGAGGGUGCAGUGGCUGCAGAGCCAGUAAACUGAUGGAAAUUGAUCAGUUCUUUUUCCACAGUUCCAUCAUUCAUUCUUGAACAUCCUGAAAUGUUAACACCCUUCUGAACCCAACACUACGGGGAGGGAACUGUGACUUAAUUGCAAAUUGCAGUCUUAUCACCAAUCAAAAAAGACAAAUAAAAAUUUCAGAUUGAUUCCAGAUCUUGUCUGGCACAGGGGAAUCAAUCGCUCUUAAAGAAUAACACUAUCCAUUGUACAAUCCCUUAAAGUUAAAAAUACAUGUAAAAUACAAAAAUGCUCUUUUCCACAGUUUUGUGUGAUUUGUCAAGGACAUGUAAAAAUGCUAAAAGUACAGUUUUUAAAAUAAUCUGUUUUUCUAACAAGAUGCAAAGAGUUUGGCCUUCUAGUAGAUAAAACUCCGAAAAAUAUUCUGUUCUAUUAUUAUACUGUCAAGAUUUCUUCUGCCCUUCUAGCUUCCGAACGUACUUCUGGGGAUGUAAUUUUGGGGUCAGUUUUCUUUAAAGCUAUAGAGACCUUGAGUCAUGUUUUUCUAUAGUUACACAUAAAUAAACAAAUCACCACAGUUAAGUAUUUUUCUAAUGGAAGGGAAAGGCCCUGGAUGGUUUUUGUUAAAUGCAAAGGAAAUAACAAAUUACAGGUUGCUAUAGUGAUACAUUAACCAUAGGACAUAGAAAACACUGCAGCUGUAUGACUGAAGUCCCCAUGUGGUGAUGUCAAAGCUUUCCCCUGUCGGAGAUGAAACAAUGCACAACUGUUUGGAACAAAGUGUUUGAAUCUGGAAAUUAAGAAGAUAAGAUAAAGAGGUAAAGAAACAGCAGAGCAGAGACAACUGAACGGUUGGUGAUAUUUUUACAAUCUAAUGGCAUGAGCACCAGGACAACUCGCAUCUAAAUUCAUGAUUUCGAGUUUCCUGCAACUUUGAACCGCCUCAACACUGAGAUCAUUUUAAUAUACACACUUAUAAAGAAUCGUGGAUAGUCUGGAAAUAAGAAGUGGUGUUGGAGAAAAACUAGUCCAGAUUCUCCUCCAUACUCCCACCGGGGCAUAUCUCGCCCCAGAGGCCUUGUGGUUUGCUAAUGUCAGAACAUCCUCUCGACAGUCACUGGGGACUGUGGUGGGAGCUGGAUGUCUAGCUCAGAGCAACACACCCCGGUAUUUUUAGCCCUUGUUAGCCAGCGGCCAGAUGAUGCUGUUUCAUAAGAGUGCUUGUCACUUAGUUCUCUUUUGACUCUCUUUAUCCUUGAACUUACAGGACUUAACAUUUGUCUUCAUAAUCCUCUGAUAAUUUCAUGUUACACAAUCAAAUCAUCUUAAUUUUAUGCAACUGUUGGUUUUGUUUGUUACAACAUAUUAACCCUUAAUGUUACUGAAUGAGUGUAACUGUUGGAGGCCUAUACUGUACGUGAACAUCUAACCUCUUGGUUUUUAUACAAAUAUUUACUAUUCCAUGUUGGAAAUUAACACCAGCAGUCUGCAUCCAAUCACAUAGCCGUUUACAUUUUUGUUUUAUAGGUGCCUUAUUUUAUCUUUAUAAUGUUAUUGCACUCGCAACCAUUAUCAUAGGACCACAACGAUGGGAGGGUUAACUUUUGACUCUUUUUCCACUGUACUGCUGUUAUUUUUUUUCUAUUUUCUUGCCAAAGGCUCAUCUCUGCAAUCACUUUUUGACAAUGGCUCAGCUCCCUCAGUCUGCAUCAAUGCACAGCACUGUCAUUACUGUUAUACUCUUGGCUUGUGCAGAAAUGACGAUGUGGGAAGGAGUGGUACAGUGUGGAUUGUGUUUCUUUAAAACAGCAAUAUCAAAGCAGCAUCUAAAUUUAUGGUUGUAUUAUUGCCAAUUGUAUCAAUUCCAGAAGUCUAUUACUGUAAUCACAGAAGACAAUAAUCUUUUUUACAAUAAUAUUCAAAGGAAUAUGUGAAUGUGUCAAAAAUAACCAUAUAAAUGAUAGUAGUAUCUAUCUUUAUUCAAGUGUGCCAAAUGAGGAAUGCAACCUAAAUGCACAAUAACCAAUUUGUCAGUUUUUUUUUCAUUAACUUUUAUGAUUCUAGUAACAAUUUUCAAUGUUAUAAUACACAUUGAGUAUUAUAUUGAAUAAUAAAUAAUAUUUAACACAUUGUCUUGAUAUGGUACCCUGAAAAGAUGUUUGUUAAUGAAGAAUGAAGCAUUUGCUGUAAACAGCUCAAUAAACUGUUAAUAUGU
Messenger RNA from Seriola dumerili (greater amberjack), 3340 nucleotides. RefSeq names its product family with sequence similarity 109 member A (gene pheta1). Bases 242 to 1144 code for a protein of 300 amino acids. The transcript has 3 exons. Gene Ontology annotation, biological process: endosome organization; retrograde transport, endosome to Golgi; receptor recycling. NCBI's taxonomy places the organism in Eukaryota, Metazoa, Chordata, Actinopteri, Carangiformes, Carangidae. Gene Ontology annotation, cellular component: recycling endosome; trans-Golgi network; early endosome. The record is from RefSeq and is a predicted model, not a curated record.